Molecule: messenger RNA, 399 nt
Organism: Entrophospora sp. SA101
Lineage: Eukaryota; Fungi; Glomeromycota; Glomeromycetes; Entrophosporales; Entrophosporaceae
Source: the annotation of a GenBank genome assembly
AUGUCCACUAAACAUAAGCAACGUCUCAGUAAUUCAAAUCAUCUCGCUGGUGCGUUCAUGAAUCCAAACCUUAAAUAUCCAAAGAGACCGCCAAACUCAUUCUUCUUAAUGAAGAAUUGUUACAUGCUAGAAUUAAAAAAGCUCGGGUAUAGGUUCACUAUGCCCACGAUUUGUAAACAGUCAAAGGAGAUUUGGUCAAAUUGUUCUCAACAAGUCAAAGAAAAAUACGAUGAUUUGGCUUUAAAAGCUCUGAUAAUACAUCAAGAUAGUAGUAGGAGGAAAUCAAAGUUUAAGAAUUAUGUUUCAAUGAAUGCCAAUAAUAGUAAUGGUGGCGGUAAUAAUGGUUAUAAUUUUGGUAAUCAUAAUAAUUUAAUAACAACUUUUAGCCAAAGUGGAUGA